Neoarius graeffei (lesser salmon catfish) is the source of this 1743-nucleotide messenger RNA. It is a transcript of the gene gpr176, whose product is annotated as G protein-coupled receptor 176. Gene Ontology annotation, cellular component: plasma membrane. The coding region runs from base 46 to 1629 and encodes 527 amino acids. The transcript has 3 exons. NCBI's taxonomy places the organism in Eukaryota, Metazoa, Chordata, Actinopteri, Siluriformes, Ariidae. The record is from RefSeq and is a predicted model, not a curated record. Gene Ontology annotation, biological process: G protein-coupled receptor signaling pathway. Gene Ontology annotation, molecular function: G protein-coupled receptor activity.
UCCGUGAUGGACGUCUGGCAGCUUCACCAGGCAUGAAGCAUCAACAUGGACGUAGACGCUUGGGUUUCUCUCACCGAGAACGUGACCUCCCCGAGCCUGUCCCCGGGGUUAGUGAACUCCAGCUCGGCGGUGCGGGUGUGGGGAGACGCGGAGCAACCGGGCGAGGACAAGGAGGAGGAAGGAGCGUACCGGGACUUCGCCAUCUCCGCUCAGCUCCUCAUCCUCGCUGGCUCUCUGUUAGGCAAUGCCGCUGUGCUGUGGUGCACCUGCUGCACCAAUGUCUUCAAGACAGUCACCGGACGCUUCAUUAAGAAUCUGGCCUGCUCAGGAAUCUGCGCCAGCCUGGUGUGUGUGCCGUUCGACGUGCUCCUGAACGCCAGCCCUCGCUGUUGCCUCUGGAUCCACACACCAAUGCUCUGUCGAACCAUCAAGUUCCUGCACAGGCUCUUCUGUUCGGUCACUGUGCUCAGCUUUGCUGCAAUCGCUCUGGACAGGUACUAUUCUGUGCUGUAUCCACUCGAGAGAAAAAUAUCAGAUGCCAAAUCCAGAGACUUGAUCAUAUACGUAUGGGUUCAUGCUCUCGUGGCUAGUAUUCCUGUAUUUGCUGUCAGUAACGUCACCGAUGUCUACGCCACCUCCACCUGCUCUGAAGGUUACUCUUUAGGUCACCUUGUUUAUAUGGUGCUCUACAAUGUGACUACUGUGAUCUUACCCCUAGUGGCUGUGUUUGUAGCCAUGGCACUGAUCCGGCGGGCGCUGAGCACCAGUCAGAAGAAGAAGGUGAUCAUCGCGGCACUACGGACGCCGCAAACCAGCGUCUCUAUCCCAUAUGUGUCUCAGCGUGAGGCUGAGCUUCAUGCCACAUUGCUUGCAAUCGUCCUGGCCUUUGUGCUCUGUAGCGCACCCUACAUUGUGCUGCUUGCAUACCAGGCACUUCCCAUCACUGGCCAGGCCUCGCACCGGCUGCAUCUAACCGCCAUCUGGCUGCCUAAAGUGUCUCUACUCACCAACCCACUGUUUUUAGUGAUGGUGAACCGGGCAGCACGGCGCCGCCUGCUGGACGCACUGGCACACAUUCAGCGUCGGUACAGCCGGAGGAACAACUCGAUUGGCGUUGGAAUAGCACCCGACGCUGGAGCGCUGGGUGGGGAAGCUCUCGCCCGCUCAGGCAGCCAGCUGCUUGAAAUGUUCAACAUUGGCCAACACCAGAUCUUCAAGCCAAACGAAGAGGAGGAUGAAGAAGAGGUGAACGAAAUCUCAGCAGUAGCCAAUUUCCAGCCCAGACCUGAACAAGGAGCUGCAGCCUCAGUAGGACUGGCAGAAGAAGGAGGAAAGGAAGAGGGUUUAGCUGUGCCAAAACAUUCCCCUGUUCAAUACGCUGCAUACUCAUCCUCACAGGUGGCUCCUGCCACACCGUCUGAUCCAGAAGAUGCCUCCCAGUUUGGGUUUGGUCCGUUCGAGCUGCCCCCUCAGUGGCUUCCUGAAACCAGAAACAGCAAGAAGAGACUGCUGCCUCCGUUGGGUAACACUCCAGAGGAGCUGAUCCAGACCAAACAGUCCAGAACACGACCCGAGAGACGCAUCAGCAGGAACAACAAGGUCAGCACUUUCCCCACUGUGGACCCCUGAGACCUCCAAGCAUCAUGACCAAAUCAAUACAAAAUAUAAAGUAAUAAAAAGCACUUGAUUUAAAAAAAAAAACAUUUAAAAAUACCAUUCUUUGCCAGCAGGAGAGGAAUCCUU